This is a messenger RNA of Peromyscus maniculatus bairdii (prairie deer mouse), 3109 nucleotides long. It is a transcript of the gene Kcnk13, whose product is annotated as potassium two pore domain channel subfamily K member 13. Gene Ontology annotation, biological process: potassium ion transmembrane transport; stabilization of membrane potential. Gene Ontology annotation, cellular component: plasma membrane. NCBI's taxonomy places the organism in Eukaryota, Metazoa, Chordata, Mammalia, Rodentia, Cricetidae. The record is from RefSeq and is a predicted model, not a curated record. Gene Ontology annotation, molecular function: outward rectifier potassium channel activity; potassium ion leak channel activity.
CGACCUUGCUCUUAAGCAACCACUCCAGGGAUCUGCACACCCGGGUGCCAGCGUUGUUGGCCUUCGGAGCUUCUGGCGAACGCCGGCAGAGACCAACGCAGGAGACUGGCCCUGGGGCCGAGAGGCGGGCACCAGGGUGGAGUCGCCGCGGUUGGCAGCUGCAGGGCUCCACCUGUUGCAAUGUUUGAGCACGCCCCGCAGAGAAGGCAGCACUGGACACGGACCUCUGCUCCCAGCCCCACUGGGCAGGGCAGAGCCUCUUGAGAAGGGGAGCCAGGGACUAUCCUGAACCUAUACCACAGAACAGCGGUCCGCCCUCGUGCUGCCGCGGAGCCCGUGUGCCCGGCGGCGGACAUCCGAGCCGGCGGCAGAUCUGUCUCUUCGCACUGUCCCUGCGUCCGUGCCUGCCCCAAACCGGUUCCAGCCUCUAAGCCCGGGUGAUUCAGGAGGAUAGAGGCUCGGAGGGACACUGUCACCAAUACGCACCGCAGAUCCAUCCUGAAGAGGCACAGAAGACAGCGGACACAGCUUGGAAAGCGCUGGUCCAAGGAAGCCGGACCUUGAUGCUCAGUUUACCUGCCGGUUCUGUCUGAACCCACGGCCUUUUUCUGCAGGAUGAGUUCAAGUUCUCUGGAGUUUGCCUUGAAGGCGCGCCACGCCCCCUCCCCAAUCUGAGCAGGAUCGGGAGGCCGGGUGAGUCCCAGGCGCCCGCACCCUCGUACCGAGCCGAAGCAGACUCUGCGCCCCCGACGCUCUGAUCUUCAGCCUUAAGGAGAACUCCAGGGCGGACGGGGAGGCGGCGGGGACAAAGCGGAUUCGAAACCACGAGUCCAGGCGGACGUGGGGAGCUGGCGCCACAGGAACAGCCAGGGCGGCAGCCGGGGGAUCCACGCCGCCUGGGGGAGCGCGCAGCGGGCAUGGGCGAGCCGGCACGAGGAGCGGGCUAAGGGCCGGUAGAGCCGGAUCCUCCCAGGGCGUGGGCACGAGUCCGCGGGCGGUGGCCCUCGCGGGGUUGUCUUGCAGUGCCAUGGCUGGCCGCGGUUGCGGCUGUGGCCCGGGCCACAUGAAUGAGGACAACGCGCGCUUCCUGCUGCUCGCGGGGCUCAUCGUGCUCUACCUGCUGGGCGGCGCCGCUGUAUUCUCGGCGCUGGAGCUGGCGCACGAGCUGCAGGCCAAGCAGCGCUGGGAAGAGCGCCUGGCCAACUUCAGCCGCGGCCACAACCUGAGCCGGGAAGAGCUGCGAGGCUUCCUCCGUCACUACGAGGAAGCCACCAGGGCGGGCAUCCGCAUGGACAGCGUGCGCCCUCGCUGGGACUUCACGGGCGCCUUCUACUUCGUGGGCACUGUGGUGUCCACCAUAGGGUUUGGGAUGACGACACCAGCCACCAUAGGAGGGAAGAUCUUUCUCAUCUUCUACGGUCUCGUUGGAUGCGCAAGCACCAUCCUCUUCUUCAAUCUCUUCCUGGAGCGGCUGAUCACCGUCAUCGCCUACGUCAUGAGAUCCUGUCACCAGCAGCAGCUGCGGAGACGUGGGGUGACGACCCAGGACAACAUGAAGGCCCCUGAAAAGGGCGAGGCGGAUAGCCUGGCCGGCUGGAAGCCCUCUGUGUACUACGUCAUGCUGAUCCUAUGCUUGGCGUCCGUGGCCAUCUCUUGCGGAGCCUCGGCUCUGUAUGCCACCAUGGAAGGGUGGAGCUACUUUGACUCACUCUACUUUUGUUUUGUGGCGUUCAGCACCAUUGGCUUUGGGGACCUGGUCAGCAGCCAGAAUGCUCAGUAUGAGAGCCAAGGACUCUACCGAUUUGCCAACUUCUUUUUCAUCCUCACGGGCGUCUGCUGCAUCUACUCCUUGUUCAACGUCAUCUCCAUCCUAAUCAAACAGACUGUGAACUGGAUCCUGAGGAAACUGGAGAGUGGGUGCUUCCCACAAUGCCAAAGGGGACUCCUGCGGUCCAGGAGGAAUGUGGUGAUGCCUGGCAACAUCCGGAACAGGUGCAACAUCUCCAUAGAGACAGAUGGGGUGAUGGAAAGUGACACUGAUGGGCGACGUCUCUCGGGGGAGAUGAUCUCCAUGAAGGACACCAACAAGGUCUCACUGGCCAUCCUGCAGAAGCAGUUGUCCGAGAUGGCCAAUGGUGGACCCCACCAGCCCAAUGCAUCCUCCAGGGAUGAUGAGUUCUCAGGGGGUGUGGGAGCCUUUGCAGUAAUGAAUAACAGGUUGGCAGAGACCAGUGGAGACAGGUAGGAACCAGAAGUUGCUGCCGGACGAAGAGACCCAGGAGCAAGUGGAGGAUGAGACGCUGGCCUGCCCCCAUGAGCUCGGCCUUGCCCCUGGUUGCUGCUAUCUGCUUCUCAAGUCCAGCUUUUGAAAUCUGACCUUGGCCUCAGGCAACACUAACCUCUCAAGGUUGGGGACUGGAGCCUCCUUGCCUGCCUUUUAGUUAACUCUUGAAAUCCGAGUUUGGCUGGAGAGAUGGCUCAGAGGUUAAGAGUUUCAUAUUUGGAAUGGCUGAGGUCCUCACCAUCCUCCAGAGUUUUUUAAUUGCCCGAGGGGAAUGGGUUUCUCUCUAACUUUGAUUCCCCACUGAUGAUGGUCCAGCCCUGAUGAUGAAAAGCCCUGAAGAGCCUAAUUCUAGCCUGGAACUGUGGAUGGCUGACCUCACCACUUCACCCAGCCCCUCAAGAAAAGGGAACGAACACUCCAGAAUGUAUCUGGGCCUUCUUUUUGCUGGGCUUCCUUCCAAGCAUCGCUGUCAUUGGUUCCACAGAUGGGGAAAAGCGUCUCAUCGACUCUUUAUACCUGCUUCUCGGUUUGGGAGUCUUUUGUUUACUGUUUUCUUUUGUUUGUUUUGUUUCCUGUUUGGCUAUGUAUCUUUGGGCUCUUAUGUGAUAAGAAAACGGAUUCAUCUUCAAGCCUUUAAGCUGCAGCGGGGUGACGGCAGUGAGUCAGAGAGGAGAGCGACUCCGGUUGUAAUCGAAGCCCGCAGCUUAAUGUGUUCUCUCUGAAUGGUUACACAAACAUGUCAUUUUGCAAGGGCUUGGAGCCUGUUGUAAGAGGCAACUGACUAUUUAUUAGAACUGAAAAUUUAAUAAAUUUUCAUUUUGUUAA